This is a messenger RNA of Xyrauchen texanus (razorback sucker), 3890 nucleotides long. RefSeq names its product E3 SUMO-protein ligase ZBED1-like. The transcript is spliced from 4 exons. The coding region runs from base 236 to 1831 and encodes 531 amino acids. NCBI's taxonomy places the organism in Eukaryota, Metazoa, Chordata, Actinopteri, Cypriniformes, Catostomidae. The record is from RefSeq and is a predicted model, not a curated record. Gene Ontology annotation, molecular function: protein dimerization activity.
UAGAAGUGUAUAUUUAACCACAGUGACGUAUACGGUUACGUAACUGCAUAUUCAAAAGAACUGAAAAAUGCUUUGUUUUGUUUUGUUUUGACAGUAAACAAAACAAAUGAAAGUAAUCCUGCUUCUAUGUGGACUCGAGCAACGUCCCUGUCGAUUCCGUGUGUGUCCUGGACCAACUUCACGACUAUUAAAUACGACUUCAGGCAUAUUUUAAUUAUAACUGAGGAGAAAGAAAAUGGCUACAAUAUCAGCGAAAGAUACACACAAGAAAAGAUUUCGCUUUGCAGAUCCUCACAGGGGAUUCAGAAGUCGACAUGUUUUACCCAGAGACAUGCAGACUCCAUACAGACGUGUGUUUGGACGACAGCGUGGUAUAAAGGGGUCAAAAGAGGUCCAAGCUCAGCGGUCAGCAGAGCAUGAAUUCCAUCCACACUAUCAGCAAGAAUUAGCAACACGCAGAUGCAGAGGUGAUGAGUCAAAUUUUAAGACACUUCUGUUGAACAUGAUGGUAAAGGACCUACAGCCAUUAAGCACCGUGAAAGGAGCUUUGUUCCAAGAACUCACAAAGAGUCUACAGCCAUCUUUGGAAAUUCCGUUAAAUGCCUCUUUGAUUCGAGCUGAACUUCAGAGACUUUAUAGACACAAGAGAAUGGAAGUACAGAAUGCAGUCAAUAAUGCAAGUAACCUUGUUCUCUCAGCUGAGCUGUGGAGCUCAAAUGAGUCACUGUUCUAUCUGACAGUGUCUUGUCAUUUAAUCAACGAAAAAUGGGAGCUGAAAUCUUACAUGCUAGAUACAGCUCACUUGCUUGCCGAGCGUACAGCAGACAAUAUCGUACAGCAACUUUUGAGAAUUGUAAAUGAGUGGAACAUCACAGAGAAGAUUCAGGUGGUAGUCACAAACGUUGACGGUAUGAAGAAGGUCCAUAAAAAUGGAUGUAGGUGGAUUUAUAUACCUUGUCUUGCCCAUACUCUGGAUAAAGUGUUUAGAGAAGCCAUAGUUGACUCUGACUGGAGAUCUCUGCUGAGGAAAUGUCAGCAUAUAGUUGCGUUUAUCCACCAAAACAACCAAGCCUCACAAACUCUCCAACAAAAUAAACUAACUCAGAGCACUUGUCUACAGUGGCUUCCUACACUCCAUAUGCUCAAAAACCUCCUAGAACAAUGGCCAGCCAUUUUUAAGGUUUUUGUCCACAGACGAGACGAUGGUCUUUGCCUGAAUGAAAAUGAAAGAAGAAUAGUUGAAGACAUUGUAGCAGUGUUGAAUAUUCAGAAGAAGGUUACAGAGGAAAUAGGAAGACAAGGGUACAGCCCCAUUUCAAACAUAAUACCACUGGUCCAAAAGCUGCAGGAGAAACUGAGAAACCUGGGGAUGAUGGGAAACAGAAUAGCGCAGAAACUGUCUGUAAAGUGUGACCAUCAUAUCGGCAACAUCAAAAAACACCUUUGGUUCAGAGUUAGCACAGCGCUGGAUCCACGAUACAAAACCAGUGUGUUAUGGGACUCUGGUGUUGAAGAUGUGAAAACAGAAAUCAGGAAACAGAUCAGGAGAGAAUCACACACUGAGCACGGCAGACGUGACACUGAAAAUGAAGAGUUGGCCUUACGGAAAUACUGGAAAAUAACCGACACUUCAAUGAAUCCACUUGAAUUCUGGAGGACCAAAGAUGAGUUUGAAAAACUGGCAAUGGUUGCCCGCAAGUACCUCACAGUGGUUUCCACUGCAGUUCCAAUGGAGCGUGUAUACCAACUGGAAGAAUCACAAAUCGUCAACAGGAGAAACUGCUUGGAGGUAGAAAAUGUCAAUAUGAUAUUGUUUUUGAAUAGCAAUUAAUAAAAAGCGACAUUAAAUAUUUGCUUAUAUUGAAAUAUAAAAAAAUAAAUAAAAUCUGUUUGGAACAGUUUGUCAAAAUGUUCAUAAUUUUAACAGAAAAAUAUGUAAAGAUGAGGCAGAAAAUAACUUUUAAAUGUUGUGCUGGUAGUUACCCUACCAUGCACGGUGAAAACAUCUCUCUCUCUCUCUCUCUCUCUCUCUCUCUCUCUCUCUCUCUCUCUCUCUCUAUAUAUAUAUAUAUAUAUAAAAAUGCAUUUUCUUUUCUUCUUAAUUUUUUUUUUUUAAUUUUAUAGAAUAUUUUGUAAAAACAAAAAAUGUUUUAGUAGUACAAAGUAUGAUUCACCUUAUAUUUGACUCAAAAUGUAAAUAUGUUUAAGGAAUGUUUCGGGUUCGAUACGUUAAUCUGAAUCUACAGCAUUUUUGCCUCGUCCCUGUUUUUCAUGGUUACAGAAAGACACUUAUAAUGGAAUUAAACAGGGCCAGUCUAUUACCAUUACACUGUACUCUGCUUCAAAAGUAUAGCCACACAACAUAGCCAUUGUACAUAUUAGCAUGAUUUUAGUGUCCAUCAGGGCUGUAUUAAGGCAUGAACAAAGUGUAUAUGGAAGGUGUAAUUUUGUAAAUAUGUUGAAUGUAAAUUCUGAAUGUUUAUUGUAAAUGUGUAAUUUAUUGUACGUCAAAAGAUCAUUCUUCAAUUGGUAAAUGAUAGACAGAAUUUGUAAUAAUGCUACUUUUUUAAUUAAUAACCAUUAUUGCUAUGUAUUUAAAAAAAAAAAAAAAAAAGUAUAAUGCUUUAUGCUGUAAAAUGGAAGCUUAAAGAUAUUUAGUUUUUAAAAUAACUUAUGUCUGUGGUGUUACAGGUAUUAGGAGUGAAAUUCUGGUAUGUAUUAAAAUAAGUACAGUAGAUAAAUGCAACAUUUGGGAUUUAUUAAAAGAAAUCAAUAACUUUAAGAACUUUAAGAACUAUUUUCUUUAUUGAAAUUACUUCUAAUUUUUUCCCAGCUUAGACCCUAUUUCCAUCAAGGGAGAUGUUAUCUCUAUUUAAUUUGAAAUAACUGAAAAAAACAUUUUAAGAUUUGAAAACAUCAAAUAAUAACAUUGAUUGGCUCUGAAGGAUUUAUUUAUUUAUUUUCAAUUUUAAGUAACACUACAGACAACUUACAUUGCGCUAAUGUUUCUAUCUGUAUAUUGUCUGUGUGGAGUUUCUAUGGAGUCUGUGGCAUUGCCAUGACAGACAGCAACACAGACAGCAACACCACAGACAUAUUUGUACAAAUCUGGACUUUCUAAAUUAGAGGCUGCCAUCGUGAUAGUUUCAAGGUCAGGGGACAUUUUGGAAAUAUUAAUAAUAUUAUACAAAUUUGUAUUACAAUCUAUCACAUCUGUUAAUUUUGAUUGUAACACCAUAGAGUCUGAUACAGUGUGACAAAUAAAGGGAUAAUUCACCCACAAUUUUAAAUUAUCUCAUCAUUUACUCACCCUCAUGCAAUCCCAGAUGUGUAUGACUUUCUUUCUUCAGCUGAACACAAUACAAUGCAUGUGAAUGGUGACCAGACCUUUCAAGCACCAUAAAUAACAUAAAGGCUGCAUAAAAGUAAUCUAUACGACUCAAGUGGUUAUAUCUAUGUCUUCUGAAGCAAUGCAAUUGUUUUGGGUGAGAAACAGAUCAAUAUAAAAUAUGUAUUUUUUUUACUAUGCAUCUCCACUUUCACUUUUAGAAUUUGAAAGCAAAAGUGGAGAUUUAUAGUAAAAAAGGACUUAAAUAUUGAUCUGUUUCUCACCUACACUUAACAUAUCUCUUCUAAAGACAUAGCUUUAACCAAUUAAGUUGUUUGGAUUACCUAUAAGCUGCCUUUGUGUGCUUUUUGGAGCUUAAAAAUGUAUUUUCACCAUUCACUUGCAUUGAAAGGACCUACAAAGCUCAAAUAUUCUUCUGAAAAUAUUUGGUUGUGUUCCUUAAUAAUAUAAUUAAUAUAUACAUGUUAAAUAAAUAUAUCUUUGUAAUAUAACCACUUUAUGUAUUUUUUUAAUUUUUUUAAAUACAUUGUUGCAAUUAAAU